GGGCGAGAGGGAGCGGGCGAGAGUGGGCAGACGGGACGCCGGGCAGAGUGCGAACUGCGGGAGCCAGGGAGUGCGGCGAGGAGCCGGGCCGGAGUGCGGCGGCCGAGGCCAAGACAGUGGCCGGGGGCCCGGGGCGCACGGGCCGAGGCGACCCCCAGCCCCCGCCCGCCGCCCGCACACACCCCCACCGCGGCCCGGGAGCCCGACCGACGUCGACGCCUAGGGGAGACCAUUACAUAACCCCGCGCCCCGCGGCGCCUUCGCCCGCGCCCAGGGCGUCCCGGAGCCGAGCCUCGGGGGGCGGGCAAUCCCGGCACCCGGCCGCCAGGGUGGGGGCCCGAGCCGCGGCCCUGUUGAUUAAUUUUCCGCGGGAGAAGAGGGCUAAGGCUGCCUGCGCUGCCUCCCGAGCGAGGCCUCGUCGGUGGGCUCGGCGUCAGCACUGCUCGGCCCUUCGGUCCGCCGAGCUCAGCGCCCGGCGCUCUUGCCGCGCCUCUGCUGGCCGCCGCGCGAUGUGAGGCGGCGGCGGCGCCCGCCUUCCUCUCGGCUCCGGUGAGCUGUGCGCGGCCAUUAGGGCCGGUGCGGCGGCGGCGGCGCGGUGCGGUGCGGUGCGCGGAGGGUGGGGGCGCAGGCCCGGGAGGGGGUACCGGGAGGAGGUGAGUCUCUCGUCGCCGCCUCCUCUCCCCCUUUUCGCCCCCGCCUCCUUGUGGCGAUGAGGAGGAGGAGGACAGCGCCGAGGAGGAAGAGGCUGAUGGCGGCGGCGGAGCUCCGAGAGACCUCGGCUGGGCAGGGGCCGGCCGUGGCGGGCUGGGGACGGCGUCUCUAGAGCCGCGAGUCCUCGGGAAUUCGCCGCGGCGGACGCGCUUGGCGAGUCGGUGUCGCUGUGUCCUCCUCCGGGCCUGGCUCGGGCCCGGCCCCUCGCACUUGCCCCAACCUUUUCCGAUCGGGUCCGCAUCCCUUCUCCGGCCGCUGCGACCCGGUGAAGAGAAAAAGGAACUUCCCCACCCCCCCUCGGGGUCGGCCGAACCCCCCCAGCCCACCCCGGGGAUCGGGGCGGGGGCCCCGAGCCGAAGAAGAGAUUUCCUGAGAAUAUUCGCUUUCCUCGCCUGUAUCUCCGAAAGAAUUAAAAAUGGCCGAGAAUGUGGUGGAACCGGGGCCGCCUUCAGCCAAGCGGCCUAAACUCUCGUCUCCGGCCCUCUCGGCGUCGGCCAGCGAUGGCACAGAUUUUGGCUCUUUGUUUGACCUGGAGCAUGACUUACCAGAUGAAUUAAUCAACUCUACAGAAUUGGGACUAACCAACGGUGGUGAUAUUAAUCAGCUUCAGACAAAUCUUGGCAUGGCACAAGAUGCAGCCUCUAAACAUAAACAGCUAUCAGAAUUGCUACGGUCUGGGAGUUCCCCUAACCUCAAUAUGGGGGUUGGUGGCCCAGGCCAAGUCAUGGCCAGCCAGGCUCAGCAGAACAGUCCUGGAUUAGGUUUGAUAAACAGCAUGGUUAAAAGCCCAAUGGCGCAGGCAGGCUUGACUUCUCCCAACAUGGGGAUGGGCACUAGUGGACCAAAUCAGGGUCCCACACAGUCCACAACAGGUAUGAUGAACAGCCCAGUAAAUCAGCCCGCCAUGGGAAUGAACACAGGGAUGAAUGCUGGCAUGAAUCCUGGAAUGUUGGCUGCAGGCAGUGGACAGGGGCUGAUGCCAGGCCAAGUCAUGAACGGUUCGAUUGGAGCGGGCCGAGGACGGCCUAAUAUGCAGUACUCAAACCCAGGCAUGGCAAAUGCUGGCAACUUAAUGACAGAGCCACUGCAGCAGGGCUCACCUCAGAUGGGAGGACAGACAGGAAUGAGAGGCCCUCAGCCUCUUAAGAUGGGAAUAAUGAAUAACCCCAAUCCUUACGGCUCACCUUAUACUCAGAAUUCUGGACAGCAGAUUGGAGCCAGUGGCCUUGGUCUCCAGAUUCAGGCAAAGACUGUUUUACCAAAUAAUUUAUCUCCAUUUCCAAUGGACAAAAAGGCAGUUCCUGGUGGGGGAAUGCCCAGCAUGGGCCAACAACCUGCCCCACAGGUCCAGCAACCAGGCCUGGUGACUCCGGUCACCCAGGGGAUGGGUUCUGGAGCACACACGGCUGAUCCAGAGAAGCGCAAGCUCAUCCAGCAGCAGCUCGUUCUCCUUUUGCACGCUCACAAGUGCCAGCGCCGGGAACAGGCUAACGGGGAGGUGAGGCAGUGCAACCUUCCCCACUGCCGCACCAUGAAGAAUGUCCUGAACCACAUGACGCACUGCCAGUCAGGCAAAUCCUGCCAAGUGGCACACUGUGCAUCUUCUCGACAAAUCAUUUCACACUGGAAGAACUGUACAAGGCAUGAUUGUCCCGUGUGUCUCCCCCUCAAAAAUGCUGGAGAUAAGAGAAAUCAGCAGUCAAUUUUGACUGGUGCACCCGUUGGGCUUGGAAACCCCAGCUCUCUAGGGGUGGGUCAACAGUCUACCCCUAGCCUCAGCACUGUUAGUCAAAUUGAUCCCAGCUCAAUAGAAAGAGCCUAUGCGGCUCUCGGACUGCCCUAUUCAGGAAACCAGAUGCCACCACAAUCCCAGGUGCAGGCGAAGAACCAGCAGAAUCAGCAGUCUGGGCAGUCGCCCCAAGGCAUCAGGCCCAUGAACAGCAUGAGUGCUAGUCCCAUGGGAGUAAACGGAGGUGUAGGGGUUCAAGCACCGAAUCUUCUUUCUGACUCGAUGUUGCAUUCAGCCAUAAAUUCUCAAAACCCAAUGAUGAGUGAAAAUGCCAGUGUUGCCUCCCUGGGCCCUAUGCCAACAGCAGCUCAGCCAUCCAGUACUGGAAUUAGGAAACAGUGGCAUGAAGAUAUUACUCAGGAUCUUCGAAAUCAUCUUGUUCACAAACUCGUUCAAGCCAUAUUUCCUACUCCGGAUCCUGCUGCUUUAAAAGACAGACGGAUGGAAAACCUUGUUGCCUAUGCCCGCAAAGUGGAAGGGGACAUGUAUGAAUCUGCAAAUAAUAGAGCGGAAUACUACCACCUUCUAGCUGAGAAGAUCUAUAAGAUCCAGAAAGAACUAGAAGAAAAACGAAGGACCAGACUCCAAAAACAGAACAUGCUGCCAAAUGCUGCAGGCAUGGUACCAGUUUCUAUGAAUCCAGGGCCUAACAUGGGACAGCCACAAUCAGCAAUGGCUUCUAAUGGUCCUCUACCUGAUCCAGCUAUGAUCCGUAGCAGUGUGCCAAACCAGAUAAUGCCUCGGAUAACUCCACAACCUGGUUUGAAUCAGUUUGGCCCAAUGAGUAUGCCCCAGCCACCCAUUGGCCCCCGGCAAACCUCACCUCUUCAGCACCAUGGGCAAUUAGCUCAACCUGGUGCUCUCAAUCUGCCCAUGGGCUAUGGGCCCCGCCUCCAACAGCCGUCCAGCCAGGGCCAGUUCCUGUCCCAGACUCAGUUCCCCGCACAGGGGAUGAACGUGACGAACAUGCCUCUGCCACCAUCCACUGGCCAAGUUUCUGUGUCUCAAGCACAAAUGUCCAGCUCUUCCUGCCCGGUGAACUCUCCAGUCAUGCCUCCAGGGUCUCAAGGGAGCCACAUUCACUGUCCUCCUCUCCCUCAGCAAGCGCUGCACCAGAACUCACCAUCUCCCGUACCUAGUCGGACCCCCACCCCACACCACACUCCCCCAAGCAUAGGGGCUCAGCAGCCACCACCAACAGCAAUUCCAGCUCCUGUUCCUACACCACCUGCCAUACCAUCUGGGCCCCAGCCCCAGGGUCUGCAUCCACCCUCCAGGCAGACACCAACCCCACCCACAGCCCAGCUUCCCCCGCAAGUGCAGCCUUCACUUCCCACUGCUCCUUCUGCUGACCAAGUACAGCAGCAGCCCCGCUCACAACAGAGCACUGCAGCCUCCAUUCCCACCCCCACGGCGCCACUGCUGCCUCCACAGCCCACAACGCCGCUGUCCCAGCCAGCGGUGAGCAUUGAAGGACAGGUAUCAAAUCCUCCAUCUACAAGUAGCACAGAAGUAAAUUCCCAAACAAUUCCUGAGAAGCAGCCUUCACAGGAAGUGAAGAUGGACGCUAAAAUGGAAAUGGAUCAGCCAGAACCAACAGACGCUCAGCCAGAGGAUAUUCAGGAGACUAACGUAGAGGAAUGUAAAGUGGAGCCCACAGAAACAGAAGAGAGAAACAUGGAGUUAAAACCUGAAAUAAAAGAAGAGGAAGACCAGCCAAGUACUUCAGCUACUCAGUCUUCUCCAGCUCCAGGACAGUCAAAGAAAAAAAUUUUUAAACCAGAAGAAUUACGACAGGCCCUGAUGCCAACCCUGGAGGCACUUUACCGGCAAGAUCCAGAGUCCCUCCCCUUUCGUCAACCUGUGGACCCUCAGCUUUUAGGAAUUCCUGAUUAUUUUGAUAUUGUGAAGAGCCCCAUGGAUCUCUCUACCAUUAAGAGGAAAUUAGACACUGGACAGUAUCAAGAACCCUGGCAAUAUGUGGAUGACAUUUGGCUUAUGUUCAACAAUGCCUGGUUAUAUAAUCGGAAAACAUCACGGGUGUACAAAUACUGCUCCAAGCUGUCUGAGGUCUUUGAACAGGAAAUUGAUCCAGUCAUGCAAAGCCUUGGAUAUUGUUGUGGCAGAAAGUUGGAGUUUUCUCCACAGACACUGUGUUGCUACGGCAAACAGUUAUGUACAAUCCCUCGUGAUGCCACUUAUUACAGUUACCAGAACAGUUCACCCCAGUAUGGCCUUCUUGCCGACAGGUAUCAUUUCUGUGAGAAGUGUUUCAAUGAAAUCCAAGGGGAGAGCGUUUCUUUGGGGGAUGACCCUUCCCAGCCUCAAACUACAAUAAAUAAAGAACAGUUUUCCAAGAGAAAAAAUGACACACUGGAUCCUGAAUUGUUCGUUGAAUGCACUGAGUGUGGAAGAAAGAUGCAUCAGAUCUGUGUCCUUCACCACGAGAUUAUCUGGCCAGCUGGGUUUGUCUGUGAUGGGUGCUUGAAGAAAACUGCACGAACCCGGAAAGAAAACAAGUUUUCUGCUAAAAGGUUACCAUCUACCAGACUUGGAACCUUUCUGGAGAAUCGUGUGAAUGACUUUCUGAGGCGACAAAAUCACCCUGAAUCAGGAGAAGUCACUGUUAGAGUUGUUCAUGCUUCUGACAAAACUGUGGAGGUCAAACCAGGCAUGAAAGCAAGGUUUGUAGAUAGUGGAGAGAUGGCAGAAUCCUUUCCUUACCGAACCAAAGCUCUCUUUGCCUUCGAAGAAAUCGAUGGCGUUGACUUGUGCUUCUUUGGCAUGCACGUUCAGGAGUACGGCUCUGACUGCCCUCCGCCCAACCAGAGGAGAGUGUAUAUAUCUUACCUUGAUAGUGUUCAUUUCUUCCGUCCUAAAUGCUUGAGGACUACAGUCUAUCAUGAAAUUCUAAUUGGAUAUUUAGAAUAUGUCAAGAAAUUAGGAUAUACAACAGGGCAUAUUUGGGCAUGUCCACCAAGUGAGGGGGAUGACUAUAUCUUCCAUUGCCAUCCUCCUGACCAGAAGAUACCCAAGCCCAAGCGACUGCAAGAGUGGUACAAAAAGAUGCUUGACAAGGCUGUGUCAGAACGCAUUGUCCAUGACUACAAGGAUAUUUUUAAGCAAGCUACUGAAGAUCGAUUAACAAGUGCAAAGGAACUGCCAUACUUUGAGGGUGAUUUCUGGCCCAAUGUUCUGGAAGAGAGCAUUAAGGAACUGGAACAGGAAGAGGAGGAAAGGAAACGGGAAGAGAACACCAGCAAUGAAAGCACUGAUGUAACAAAGGGAGACAGCAAAAAUGCUAAAAAGAAGAAUAAUAAGAAAACCAGCAAAAAUAAGAGCAGCCUGAGUAGGGGCAACAAGAAGAAGCCUGGCAUGCCCAAUGUGUCUAAUGACCUCUCGCAGAAACUCUAUGCCACCAUGGAGAAACAUAAAGAGGUCUUCUUUGUGAUCCGCCUCAUUGCCGGCCCUGCUGCCAACUCCCUGCCUCCUAUUGUUGAUCCAGACCCUCUCAUCCCCUGUGACUUGAUGGAUGGGCGGGAUGCAUUCCUCACCCUUGCAAGGGACAAACACCUGGAGUUCUCUUCAUUGAGACGUGCUCAGUGGUCUACCAUGUGCAUGCUUGUGGAGCUGCACACGCAGAGCCAGGACCGCUUUGUCUAUACCUGCAACGAGUGCAAGCACCACGUGGAGACACGCUGGCACUGCACUGUCUGUGAGGAUUACGACUUGUGUAUAACCUGCUAUAACACUAAAAACCAUGAUCACAAGAUGGAGAAACUGGGUCUUGGCUUAGACGAUGAGAGCAACAACCAGCAGGCUGCGGCCACCCAGAGCCCAGGAGACUCGCGCCGCCUCAGCAUCCAGCGCUGCAUCCAAUCCCUGGUCCACGCCUGCCAGUGCCGCAACGCCAACUGCUCCCUGCCCUCCUGCCAAAAGAUGAAACGGGUCGUACAGCACACCAAGGGCUGCAAACGGAAAACCAACGGCGGGUGCCCCAUCUGCAAGCAGCUCAUUGCCCUCUGCUGUUACCACGCCAAGCACUGCCAGGAGAACAAGUGCCCUGUGCCGUUCUGCCUCAACAUCAAGCAAAAGCUCCGGCAACAGCAGCUGCAACACAGACUGCAGCAGGCCCAGAUGCUGCGCAGGAGGAUGGCCAGCAUGCAACGCACCGGUGUGGUGGGGCAGCAACAGGGCCUGCCCUCUCCAACUCCUGCCACUCCGACCACACCAACGGGCCAACAGCCAACAACCCCACAGACGCCCCAGCCCCAGCCCACCUCUCAGCCUCAGCCUACCCCUCCCAACAGCAUGCCACCCUACUUGCCCAGGACUCAAACUGCUGGCCCAGUGUCUCAGGGUAAGGCAGCAGGCCAGGUUACCCCUCCUACCCCUCCUCAGACUGCACAGCCACCCCUUCCAGGGCCUCCACCUGCCGCAGUAGAAAUGGCAAUGCAGAUUCAGAGAGCAGCUGAGACACAGCGCCAGAUGGCCCACGUUCAAAUUUUCCAAAGGCCAAUCCAGCACCAGAUGCCCCAGAUGACUCCCAUGACUCCUAUGGGGAUGAACCCACCUCCCAUGACCAGAGGUCCCAGUGGGCAUCUAGAGCCAGGGAUGGGGCCCACAGCGAUGCAGCAGCAGCUCCCUUGGGCCCAAGGAGGACUGCCUCAGCCCCAGCCGCUCCAGUCCAGCAUGCCAAGGCCGGCCAUGAUGUCCGUGGCCCAGCAUGGGCAACCUUUGAACAUGGCUCCACAGCCAGGAUUGGGCCAGGUAGGUGUGAGCCCACUCAAACCAGGCACUGUGUCUCAGCAAGCCUUACAAAACCUUUUGCGGACUCUCAGGUCUCCCAGCUCUCCCCUACAGCAGCAACAGGUGCUUAGUAUCCUUCAUGCCAACCCCCAACUGUUGGCUGCAUUCAUAAAACAGCGGGCGGCCAAGUACGCCAACUCUAAUCCACAGCCUCUCACUGGACAGCCUGGCAUGGCCCAGGGACAGCCAGGGCUGCAGCCACCAGCCAUGCCAGGUCAGCAGGGCGUGCACUCCAAUGCAGCCAUGCAGAACAUGAAUCCCAUGCAGGCAGGUGUGCAGAGAACUGGCCUGGCACAGCAGCAGCCUCAGCAGCAGCUCCAGCCGCCCAUGGGAGGGAUGAGCCCCCAGGCGCAGCCAAUGAACGUGAAUCACGGCAGCAUGUCUUCCCAGUUCCGGGACAUGUUAAGACAACAGCAGAUGAUGCGGCAGCAGCAGCAGGGCGCAGGGCCUGGUAUAGGCCCUGGAAUGGCUAACCAUAACCAGUUUCAGCAACCCCAGGGAGUUGGUUACCCCCCACAGCAGCAGCAACAGCAGCAGCAGCAGCAACAGCAGCGGAUGCAGCAUCACAUGCAGCAGAUGCAACAAGGGAACAUAGGACAGAUGGGCCAGCUCCCCCAGGCCUUGGGAGCCGAGGCAGGAGCCAGUCUGCAGGCCUAUCAGCAGCGACUCCUCCAACAGCAGAUGGGGUCCCCUGCUCAGCCCAAUCCAAUGAGCCCCCAGCAGCAUAUGCUUCCAAAUCAGGCCCAGUCCCCACACCUACAAGGCCAGCAGAUCCCAAAUUCUCUCUCCAAUCAAGUGCGCUCACCCCAGCCUGUCCCCUCUCCACGGCCGCAGUCCCAGCCCCCCCACUCCAGCCCAUCCCCACGGAUGCAGCCUCAGCCUUCUCCACACCACGUUUCCCCACAGACCAGUUCCCCACAUCCUGGACUGGUUGCUGCCCAGGCUGCCAACCCCAUGGAACAAGGGCAUUUUGCCAGCCCAGACCAGAAUCCGAUGCUUUCUCAGCUCGCUAGCCAUCCAGGCAUGGCAAACCUCCAUGGUGCAAGUGCCACGGACCUGGGACUCAGCACCGAUAACUCAGACUUGAAUUCAAACCUCUCACAGAGUACACUAGACAUACACUAGAGACACCUUGUAGUAUUUUGGGAGCAAAAAAAAAAAAAAAAUUAUUUUCUCUUAACAAGACUUUUUGUACUGAAAACAAUUUUUUGGAAUCUUUCUUAGCCUAAAAGACAAUUUUCCUUGGAACACAUAAAACUGUGCAGUAGCCGUUUGUGGUUUAAAGCAAACAUGCAAGAUGAACCUGAGGGAUGAUAGGAUGAUACAAAGAAUAUAUUUUUGUUAUGGCUGCUUCCCCAGCCUUUUCCCGCGUGUGUGUGGUUCGAGUGUGCACUGGGAGGAGGCUGAGGUCUAAAGCCGCCAAAUGCUCCUGCCUUGCACCUCCAAUAGGUUUUAUUAUUUUUUUUAAAUUAAUGAAAAUAUGUAAUAUUAAUAGUUAUUAUUUACUGGUGCAGAUGGUUGACAUUUUUCCCUAUUUUCCUCACUUUAUGGAAGAGUUAAAAACAAAAGAACAUUUCUAAAACCAGAGGACAAAGGGGUUAAUGUUACUUUAAAAUUACAUUCUAUAUAUAUAUAAAUAUAUAUAAAUAUAUAUUAAAAUACCAGUUUUUUUUUCUCUGGGUGCAAAGAUGUUCAUUCUUUUAAAAAUGUUUUAAAAAAGCCUUUCCUCCCUUCAAGUCAACUUUUGUGCUCCAGAAAAUUUUCUAUUCCGUAAGUCUGAGCGUAAAACUUCAAGUAUUAAAAUAAUUUGUACAUGUAGAGAGAAAAAUGACUUUUUUCAAAAUAUACAGGGGCAGCUGCCAAAUUGAUGUAUUAUAUAUUGUGGUUUCUGUUUCUUGAAAGAUUUUUUUUCUUUUCUUUUUUUUUUUUUUUUAUAUCUAACAGGAAAAAAUGAAAGAGGGUAAGAAACGAUUCCGGUGGGAUGAUUUUAACAUGCAAACUGUCCCUGGGGUUUCUUCUUUGCUUGCUUUCUUCCUCCUCAUCCUGCCCCUCACACCCCACACACAAAAACCUUCUGUAAAACUUGAAAAUAGAAAGCAAAAACCCUCAACUGUUGUAAAUCAUGCAAUUAAAGUUGAUUACUUAUAAAUAUGAACUUUGGAUCACUGUAUAGACUGUUAAAUUUGAUUUCUUAUUACCUAUUGUUAAAUAAACUGUGUGAGACAGACA
Cavia porcellus (domestic guinea pig) is the source of this 9538-nucleotide messenger RNA. RefSeq names its product histone acetyltransferase p300. NCBI's taxonomy places the organism in Eukaryota, Metazoa, Chordata, Mammalia, Rodentia, Caviidae. The transcript is spliced from 31 exons. Gene Ontology annotation, cellular component: transcription regulator complex; histone acetyltransferase complex; nucleus. Gene Ontology annotation, molecular function: protein binding; histone acetyltransferase activity; zinc ion binding. The record is from RefSeq and is a predicted model, not a curated record. Gene Ontology annotation, biological process: positive regulation of transcription by RNA polymerase II. Bases 1127 to 8434 code for a protein of 2435 amino acids.